UCCCACCCUCGCCCUCUCAAUCGCCCUCUGUCCGACGCACUUUCGUCUUCACAAUCUGGCCCAUCUCCCACAAUGAGCUUCGCGGCUCCGGCUGUGUCCAUCACAGCCGCCCUGCCCGGGCGUCUUGCCUGCGCGACGCGGGCAUGCCACCGACCGAUAUACGCUGCCUCAACACACAAAUGGCAGCCCCAAAAACGUGCUCCCCAGAUCCGGUCAUUCCACUCCACCCACCCUCGCCUCGCAUCUCCUUCAGACCCCUACUCGACCCUCGGCGUCAACAAAAGCGCAUCCGCUAGCGACAUCAAGAAAGCGUACUACGGUCUAGCCAAGAAAUACCACCCAGACACGAACAAAGACCCGGGGGCGAAGGACAAGUUCGCCGCGGCGCAGUCGGCGUACGAGGUGCUCUCUGACCCGAAGAAGCGGGAGGCGUUUGAUGCGUACGGCCCUGCGGCGUUUGACCAGAACGGGGGCUUCAAUCCUCAUGCUGGGCAAGGCGGACCGGGGCCUGGAAACCCCUUCUCUGGCUUCGGUGGCUUCGGCGGCGGUGGUGCGCAAGGCGGGUUCGGGGGCGCGCAGGGGUUUGGUGAUAUCAAUUUCGAGGAUCUGUUUAGUGCAUUUGGGGGUGCGCAGGGCGGGAGAAGAGGAGGGAAGAAGGCGAGGGGGAGCCCGUUUCAGGAGGAGGUGCUGGUGGGGGAUAAUAUUGAGGUGCAGACGAAUAUCUCGUUCAUGGAUGCGGCGAAUGGGACGAACAAGACGAUUACGAUCACACCAUUGGUCAAGUGCGGGACUUGUACGGGGAGCGGGCUGAAGCAAGGGGCGAAGAGGACGGAGUGUAAGAGCUGUGGGGGAACGGGGACGCGGGUGCAUGUUAUGGGGGGGUUCCAGAUGGCGAGCACGUGUACGACCUGCGGUGGUGCGGGAGUCACGGUUCCAAGAGGUGCAGAGUGUAAGACUUGUCAUGGGGAUGGUGCUGUGAGAGAGCGGAAAACGGUCACAGUGGAAAUACCAGGAGGAGUGGAGGACGGCAUGCGGUUGAGGGUCAAUGGCGAGGGAGAUGCUCCGCUGACGGGCCAGUCACCAAGUUCGAACCCGCACGCUGCGAAUGGAGACCUAUACGUCUUCAUCCGGGUUGCGUCGGAUCCCAAGUUCAAGCGAAACGGAUCGGAUAUUCUCUACACGGCCGCAGUGCCACUCACGACCGCUAUCCUGGGAGGAGAAAUCCCCGUUCCUACGUUGGACGGUGAAGUCAAGAUCAAAGUGCCAACUGGCGCGGGAACUGGAGACAAGAUCACGCUGGCUGGGAUGGGUAUGAAGCAACUGGGCGGGCGGAGGAACCAAAAAGGAGACCUCCGCGUGGAAUUCAAGGUCCAGAUGCCAAAGUAUCUGAGCGUCAACCAACGGACGAUCCUGGAGAUGCUUGCGGACGAGAUGGGCGACAAGAGUGCUCACCGCAUCAUGAACCUGGGAAGCUUCUCGCAAGCAUCGGAGAACGUGAAGAAAGACGUCAAGUCGGCAAUGGGCGAGUCGCAUAAGAACGAAGGCAUCCUGAAAUCCGUAUGGCAUGGCUUGACGGGGCAGCACAAAAGCCUCGACGCGGAGGACGACGCAAAGCCAGCCACAAACGAGAAAAAGAAAGACGAGAAAGCAAAAGACGACGAAGAGGGGCCGAAGAAGGCAUCUAGAACGGGGUCAGGCACGAUGACGCCCAUGAUCUCGGUGCCGCUGAAGCAGACGAACGAGAUUGACUGGAUCACCCCGCUCAAGGCCUACAUCCGCCAGACAUACGGCGAUGACCCGGAGCGGUACUCGGAGGAGUGCGCGACGCUGAACCGGCUGCGGCAGGACAUGCGCGGCGCGGGCAAAGACAGCGCUGCGGGGAGGGACCUGCUGUACCGGUACUAUGGCCAGCUGGAGCUGCUGGACCUGAGGUUUCCCGUUGACGAGAACCACAUUAAGAUCUCGUUUACUUGGUUCGACGCUUUCACGCAUAAACCCACCUCCCAAUACUCCCUCGCCUACGAGAAGGCUUCGAUAAUAUUCAACAUCUCCGCUGUGCUUUCCUGCCAUGCUGCGCUUCAGAACCGCCAUGAGGAUACGGGCCUCAAGACUGCGUAUCACUCGUUCCAGGCAUCGGCUGGCAUGUUUACGUAUAUAAACGAGAACUUUCUACACGCACCCUCGACAGAUUUGAGUCGGGAGACUGUAAAAACACUAAUAGCGAUAAUGCUAGCACAGGGCCAGGAGGUCUUUUUAGAGAAGCAGAUAUCAGAUGGGAAGAAGGUGGGGUUGUUGGCGAAGUUGGCGAGUCAGGCUGCCUAUCUAUAUGGCCAAGCGCAAGAAGGAACGCAGGACAAUGUGACGAGGGCUGUCUUUGAGAAAGUGUGGUUGUUGGUCACUCAGGUCAAAUUCAACUACAUGUCAUCUCUGGCCCAAUACUACCAGGCUCUCGCGGAUAACGACGCAAACGCACACGGAGUAUCAAUUUGUAGGCUCACCGUUUCUGAAAGCCAUGCACGAGAAGCAAAUCGGACCGCGAAUGCUUUCCCAACCUCUGUUCCCACCAAUUCGAACCUCACAUCGGAAACCGGCAUAUUUCUGGCAGAUAUGACGAGGAAGCAUCUUCAGAACAUUCAGGAGAAAAUUGCGGAGUUCACGAAGGACAACGACUUCAUUUAUCAUCAGGGUGUUCCGACGGAAGCCUCGCUCUCCCAGAUCCCGAAACUACCAGCGGCGAAGGCAAUCCCGGUCAGCGAGCUGUAUCAAGGUCAGGAUAUACAAAGGAUAAUUGGACCCGACAUUUUCAACAAGAUUGUACCCAUGGCGGUGACGGAAUCUGCGAGUUUGUACGAUGAAGAAAAGGCAAAGCUGAUAAGAGCGGAGAGCGAGAAGGUGGAGAUUGCGAACGACGAGAUGGCUGCAAGCUUGGACUACCUGAAGCUUCCAGACAGUCUGAACAUCCUGAAAGGUGGCAUGGAUCAAGAGAUGAUGGUGGACGACGAGUUUCGGAAAUGGUGCGAGGAUCUUGCUGGCCACGCCCCUUUCACAAACGCAUUUGACCAGCUGAGCACGGACAAGUCCGAGAUAACGGCGAUGCUGGACCACAGCAUGAAGCAGUUAGACAUGGAGGAAAGCGUGUGUGAGAAGAUGCGAUCGAAGUAUGGGCCGGAAUGGACACAGCAGCCAAGCUCGAGGCUCACAGCAACUCUACGGAGUGACAUCAAGAACUACCGGGGGGCGAUUGACGAAGCUAGCACAAGCGAUGCUCAGCUCUACAGUACUUUCAGGCAAUGCGAAUCCGACUUUGAUGAGAUGCGGUCGGCUGGGGAGACGGAUGAGGCGGACGUUCUCUACCAACGUGCGAUGAUCAAGGCUGGCGCGUCAAGAGGUAAAGGGAAGGGCGCCAGUCCGUCGUCUGCCGAAAACCUCAUCGACGAUGAUUUUGAGGGCGGUCCAAGUGUUGCCGAGCAAAUAUCGCAUGUGGAAGACUUGCUACGGAAACUUAAUCUCAUCAAGAAGGAACGCGCUCAGGUUCUGAAGGAUCUCAAAGACAAGGUUCACAGCGAUGAUAUAUCGAACCUCUUGAUCCUCAACAAGAAAUCUAUAUCGAAUCAGGAGACUCAGGUCUUCAAGGCCGAGCUCGAGAAGUUCAGACCGCACCAGAACCGAUUACUGCAGGCGAACCAUAAGCAGACCUCUCUGAUGAAGGAACUCACCCGAACAUACAGCGACCUUCUACAAGAUAAGCGAGUGCGUUCAGAGCAGACGAAGUACGAGGCGUUCUCACGGCAGCGAUCUUCCGUCAUGACCAAAUACCGAAAGGUCUACCAGUCUUUCAACGACCUCAUUGCCGGCCUUCUGCGAGCCCAGGGUUUCUACUCGGAAAUGAAAGAGACGGUGGAGAGCCUCCAAAAGAACGUUGAUACCUUCGUGAACAACCGACGAUCAGAGGGCGGGCAACUCCUCACCAAGAUCGAAAGCGCACGAAGCAGCGGUGCCGGUGCCCAAGCAGAUCGCGAGCAGGAGAGGCUAAAGGAGCUAAUGGAACGGAUGUCAAUGGAGCCACCAUCCAGCUCGCCUUCCAACGGCGCCCCAAAACCAAAGCAACACCGCCCCCCAGCAAUCCAAACAUCCCUCCAGCCCAAAAACAGCACCGGCUUCGCCCAAUCCGCCCACCCCCAUUACAACCCCGCCGCCUCUCCCCCCAUCACGCCCCGCUACCCCCUCACCGCCCUCCCAGGCGGCCACCAACAACAACAACAACAACAACAACAACAGCAAAACCAGUACAUGUCCCCCCAAUCCUCCUACCAACAGCCCCAAAACAACGGCUUCCAACCCCCACCCCCGCAGCACCGCGAAUCCUACCCCCGCAAUGAACCCUACAACCCAAACGCCUACGGGCCCGUCUCGCCCCCCGCGCACCAGCAGUACUUCUCCCCGCCGCCGCCGAACCCCUACGGCGGGCCUCAGAGCUCGGCGUACCCCAGCGCGACGACGCCGAACCCGCAUCAGCAGACGCAUGGCCAGAGCCAGUAUGGCGCCGCCAUCCCGCCCGGGUAUGUGCCGCCGCCGCCGCCGCCGGGCCCGCCGCCGAGCCAGAGUCAGGACUUUGGCGGGUUUGGCGCCAGUGGGGGGAAUUAUCCGAGUGGGCCGGGGGGGUAUGCGCAUGAUCCGAGGAGACCGCCUCAGGGGGGGCAGGGGAGUCAGGGGCAGGAUCCGUGGGCGGGGUUGGGGAAGUGGGCGUAG
Messenger RNA from Mytilinidion resinicola, 4749 nucleotides. RefSeq names its product BRO1-domain-containing protein. Gene Ontology annotation, biological process: response to heat; protein transport to vacuole involved in ubiquitin-dependent protein catabolic process via the multivesicular body sorting pathway; protein folding. Gene Ontology annotation, cellular component: endosome. Bases 73 to 4749 code for a protein of 1558 amino acids. Gene Ontology annotation, molecular function: ATP binding; heat shock protein binding. The record is from RefSeq and is a predicted model, not a curated record. The transcript is spliced from 8 exons. Lineage: Eukaryota; Fungi; Ascomycota; Dothideomycetes; Mytilinidiales; Mytilinidiaceae.